AGUUGAAUUCACUUUUUUUUGUAUAAAUACAAUAUUUUAUGCAGUGAAUGAUUAUAUUCCAUUAUUGCACUUUGAAGAGACAGCAGCAAUACCUUUUUAAUUAAUUCAAAAUGUUUAAAAUUACAAUUAUUGCUCUCUUCGCUAUUUUGGCAUCAGCUUCUGCCAAACCAGGAGUAAUCGCUCCACUAGCUUACUCAGCUCCUCUAAUUGCUGGUCCUGGAAUUGUUACUGCAACCAGUAACCAAGUAAUUGCAAGAAACUACAAUGGAAUUGCUGCUGCUCCUUUAUUAGCUGCUGCUCCAAUUGCUGCACCACUUUUGGCUUCUGCUCCAAUUGCUGCACCUCUAACAGCUGCUCCAUUUGGAUUUCCUUCAGCAGCUUAUUCAGCACCAUUGAGAUAUGCUGCUGCUUAUAAUUAUGCUACUGCUCCAUUUGCUCCAUUGGGAUCCUUGAGCUAUGCAGCUCCAGCUCAAUAUAUCAUUUAAAUCAAAGACUGAAGUUAUAACUUUUAGCAAUAAAAACAUU
Episyrphus balteatus (marmalade hoverfly) is the source of this 525-nucleotide messenger RNA. RefSeq lists its product as uncharacterized. The record is from RefSeq and is a predicted model, not a curated record. Bases 111 to 485 code for a protein of 124 amino acids. The transcript is spliced from 2 exons. Lineage: Eukaryota; Metazoa; Arthropoda; Insecta; Diptera; Syrphidae.